AUGGAACCCUCGCCGACCGGCAAACAAAACGGACAGCAGAUGACCAAAUGGUACUAUGCCCGGAACCGUUUUCAACCCGCCCAGCGUGCCGCCGUCGUUCGUCCACCCUCGCCAACUAUUGGCCACGGUUCUAAACGUCUCGUCCGGCCACGUACCCCGAGCUGCUCUUCUUUUGACGGCGAAAAAGAAGACAAAUCCGUCGCCACGCCAUCGUCGUCGCUUUCUUCACCGGUCGACCUGCAAAUAAAGCCGGGCACGGUGGCGGAAACUAAACGGGUCUACUGCGCGAUCGCCAGGUCCGCGGAGGCCACCAAGAUGACUCGUGGUGUACAAGAAAAAAAGCGCUACGGCGGCGUAGCCAUGCCCACGGCGGACACAGUUCAGCCGCCGCUGCCCCCGUCUGAUCACAAUCGUUCCGACAACGAUCAAUGUGACGCGGCCGACGGCGAUCAAGAUGGUGCGGCCGACGCAGACGUCCCCGGAUCUGAACUUUCUAUCGACAUCAACGAGUUGGCGUUUUUCAACGGACAACCAGCAGCCGGACCGCAGGCUGACAAACAACCGGCUGAACCGGAGGCCCCACAAGAAUGCCAGUUCGGCGAUGAGAGCGACAACGGUAAUAUGAACGAACCAUCUUGCGCUGAAGAGUGUUUUUACUUAAGCUUAUCGAACUGCGGUUGUACAAUACAAUAA
This is a messenger RNA of Cinara cedri, 693 nucleotides long. The record is from the annotation of a GenBank genome assembly. Lineage: Eukaryota; Metazoa; Arthropoda; Insecta; Hemiptera; Aphididae.